Molecule: messenger RNA, 1616 nt
Organism: Aspergillus sclerotioniger CBS 115572
Lineage: Eukaryota; Fungi; Ascomycota; Eurotiomycetes; Eurotiales; Aspergillaceae
Product: zinc metalloprotease
Exons: 5
Coding region: 69-1439 (456 amino acids)
Biological process (GO): CAAX-box protein processing
Cellular component (GO): endoplasmic reticulum membrane
Molecular function (GO): metalloendopeptidase activity
Source: RefSeq, a predicted model, not a curated record
UCUGCAACCAAACAGGCCACAUCACAGCAGGCUCCAAUACAGGCUGCUGUUGUGCUGCCAGCGUCGCAAUGUAUAUUCUCGAGCAACUGGCGCGUCUUCUCGACCGCCCAUUCAUCCCCUGGAAGAAUGUCCUCGUGGGAUUCUCCUUGGGUCAGUUUCUCCUAGAAGGCUUUCUGUCUCUUCGCCAGUACAAAGUCCUGCAACGGACCAAGCCCCCGCAAGUGUUGGCAGGUGAAGUAUCACAGAAGGUGUUCGAUCAGAGUCAGUCUUACGGUCGCGCGAAAGCCAAAUUCGGUCUUGUUGCAGGUCUUUACGGUCAAAUCCAAAACCUUGCAUUCAUCUAUGGCGACGUUCUCCCCAAACUUUGGGGGCUUAGCGGUCUCCUGUUGGCACAGUACUUUCCUUCUCGGUUCCAGGGCGAAAUCUCGCAGACGCUUCUAUUCGUCUUCGGUUUCAAUUUAAUCAGCACGGUUCUCUCUUUGCCGAUUUCGUACUACAACACCUUUGUCCUUGAGGAAAAGUUUGGGUUCAACAAGCAGACCUUCGGUCUUUGGGUUUCAGACAUGCUCAAGGGACAGAUGCUGGGUAUCGUGCUUGGAACACCCAUUAUCAGUGCGGUGCUCAAGAUUGUUCAGAAGACAGGCAACUCGUUCUUCUACUACCUAUGGCUCUUUGGCGUUUUCCUCCAGAUCUUCGCUAUAACUAUCUACCCGAUCGUGAUCCUGCCCUUGUUCAAUAAAUUGUCGCCUCUUGAGCCCGGUGCUAUCAAGACCGGUGUCGAGAACCUCGCUAAGAAGCUGAAGUUCCCCCUUCAGGAGCUGCAUGUUAUUGAUGGUAGCAAGCGGAGCGCUCACAGCAACGCCUAUUUCUAUGGUCUCCCCUGGAAAAAGCACAUUGUCAUCUAUGACACCCUGAUUGAAAAGAGCGAGCCUGAGGAAGUGGUUGCAGUCCUGAGUCACGAACUGGGUCACUGGAGUCUCAGCCACACCACAAAGCUAUUUGGCAUUGCUCAGUUCCACAUGUUCUACAUCUUUGCGCUCUUCUCUGCAUUCGUGAACAACAAGUCCCUGUAUCAGUCAUUUGGCUUCUAUGGUCAACAGCCCAUCAUGAUCGGAUUCCUCUUGUUCUCAGAUGCGCUCGCGCCGAUGGAUGCCGUUGUCAAACUUCUGAUGAAUAUUCUCAGCCGCAAAUUCGAGUUCGAAGCUGACGCAUUCGCUGUCGGUCUCGGCUAUUCCGAACAGUUGGCGCAGUCCCUUCUCAAGCUGCAGAUCCAGAACCUGAGCACUAUGGACGCCGACUGGAUGUACGCAAGCUACCACUACUCCCACCCUAUCCUGUCCGAGAGACUCAAGGCGCUCGGCUGGAAGGGCGGAAAGGUUACCGGCCUUAAGGAGGAGGAUAGUGAGACACCAAUCAAGGCGUCUGACCGCGAGCUGUGAUUGUUAAGAUUUGGUUUCGAAAGUUCCCUUAUUGUUCUCUGGUACGGUGUUUGGGGACCGGUUGAGGAAAGGCCCGGGCAUGGGCUUCGAAGGCCUUUUACUCGUGGAUGAUUUUUUGAGUUUCUAACAAGUAAAAUAAGCAAAUCAUAAUCGUCCUCCAAUAAGACAGUUUCGCCU